CUUUGCUCCAAGUUGCCAGACUCCCUGUCCGGGCUGGUGUAGGGACCGCCGGCAGCCACACCAACUGGACGGACCUGGGCACUAACGGAGGGGCUGGAGGGGAACCAGUCCAGGACCCACACCGGCAGGGAUGGAGUGGGCCUCUGGGGAACAAGGGAGGGGCCGCCUGGGACCUUGGGCACCCUGGGAGCUUCGCCUGGGCCUGCUGCUGUGUGUGCUGGCUUCCACCCUGGCUCAGGCCCCAGCCCUGGUCCCAGAUAUGCCUGGCUGUUCUCAAGGAAGCUGCUACCCAGCUACCGGUGACCUGCUGGUGGGCCGUGCUGACCGACUGACAGCCUCAUCCACCUGUGGCCUGCAUGGCCCCCAGCCCUACUGCAUUGUCAGUCACCUGCAGGAUGAAAAGAAGUGUUUCCUGUGUGACUCCCGGCGCCCCUUCUCUCGAGACAACCCGCAUAGCCAUCGCAUCCAGAAUGUAGUCACCAGCUUUGCGCCACAGCGGCGGACAGCCUGGUGGCAGUCAGAGAAUGGUAUCUCCAUGGUCUCCAUCCAGCUGGACCUGGAGGCUGAGUUCCAUUUCACACACCUGAUUAUGACCUUCAAGACAUUCCGCCCUGCUGCCAUGCUGGUGGAGCGCUCAACCGACUUCGGCCGCACCUGGCGUGUGUACCGAUACUUCUCCUAUGACUGUGGGGCUGACUUCCCGGGAGUCCCACUAGCCCCACCACGGCAUUGGGAUGAUGUGGUGUGUGAGUCCCGCUAUUCAGAAAUUGAGCCGUCCACUGAAGGCGAGGUCAUUUAUCGUGUGCUGGAUCCUGCUAUCCCCAUCCCAGACCCAUAUAGCUCUCGGGUUCAGAACUUACUGAAGAUUACCAACCUGCGGGUGAACCUCACUCGUCUACACACACUGGGGGACAACCUACUCGACCCACGGCGGGAAAUUCGAGAGAAAUACUAUUAUGCCCUGUAUGAGCUGGUUGUGCGCGGCAACUGCUUCUGCUAUGGACACGCCUCCGAGUGUGCACCUGCACCAGGGGCACCAGCCCAUGUGGAGGGCAUGGUGCACGGGGCCUGCGUCUGCAAACACAACACUCGUGGCCUCAACUGUGAGCGGUGUCAGGAUUUCUAUCAUGACCUGCCCUGGCGUCCGGCAGAGGAUGGCCACAGUCAUGUUUGUAGGAAGUGUGAGUGCCAUGGGCACGCCCACAAAUGCCACUUUGAUAUGGCUAUAUACCUGGCAUCUGGCAACAUGAGUGGAGGAGUGUGUGAUGGAUGUCAGCACAACACAGCUGGGCACCACUGCGAACUCUGCCGGCCCUUCUUCUAUCGGGACCCAACCAAGGAUCUGCGGGACCCAGCCGUGUGCCGCCCCUGUGAUUGUGACCCUAUGGGUUCUCAAGAGGGUGGUCGCUGUGACUCCCAUGAUGACCCUGCACUGGGACUGGUUUCUGGCCAGUGUCGCUGCAAAGAACAUGUGAUGGGCCCUCGCUGUCAGCGAUGCCGGGAUGGCUUCUUUGGGCUCAGUACCAGUGACCCUCAAGGCUGCCAGCGUUGUCAGUGUAAUGCACGGGGCACAGUGCCGGGAUCCACCCCCUGUGACCCCAACAGUGGAUCCUGUUUCUGCAAACGGCUAGUGACUGGACGUGGCUGUGAUCGCUGUCUGCCUGGCCACUGGGGCCUCAGCCAUGACCUGCUCGGCUGCCGACCCUGUGACUGCGAUGUGGGCGGUGCCCUGGACCCCCAAUGUGACGAGGCCACGGGUCAGUGCCGCUGCCGCCCACACAUGAUUGGGCGACGUUGUGAGCAGGUGCAGCCUGGCUACUUCCGGCCCUUUCUAGAUCACCUGGCUUGGGAGGCUGAGGAUAUCCGAGGGCAGGUUGAUGUGGUGGAGCGCCUGGUAACUACCCAGGAGACUCCAUCCUGGACCGGCUCAGGCUUUGUGCGGCUUCGAGAAGGCCAGACGCUGGAGUUUGUGGUGACCUCUGUGCCGAAGGCCAUGGACUAUGACCUGCUGCUACGCUUGGAGCCCCAGGUUCCACAGCAGUGGGCAGAGAUGGAAGUGACCGUGCAGCGUCCAGGGCCUGUGUCUGCCCAAAGCAUGUGCGGGCAUGUGCUGCCCAGAGACGAUCACAUAAAAGGGAUGCUGCAACCAGACGCCAGAUACCUGAUGUUCUCCAGUCCCAUCUGCCUUGAGCCUGGCAUUUCCUACAAGCUGCUUCUGAAGCUGGUGCGGACAGGAAGCAGUGCCCAGCCUGAGACCCCCUACUCAGGCCUGCUGAUUGACUCGCUGGUGCUGCUGCCUCGCGUCCUAGUGCUAGAGAUGUUUAGUGGGGGUGACGCUGCUGCCCUGGAGCGCCGGGCCACUUUUGAACGCUACCGCUGCCAUGAGGAGGGCUUGAUGCUCAGCAAGAGCCGCCCCUCUGAGGCCUGUAGCCCCCUCCUCAUCAGUCUGUCCUCCCUGAUCUACAAUGGUGCUCUGCCCUGUCAGUGUGAUCCUCAAGGUUCACUGAGUUCAGAGUGCAACCCACAUGGCGGCCAGUGUCUGUGCAAACCUGGAGUGGCUGGGCGCCGCUGCGACCACUGUGCCCCCGGCUACUAUGGCUUUGGCCCCUCUGGGUGUCAAGCAUGUCAGUGCAGCCCCGAGGGAGCUCUCAGAGGCCUGUGUGAAGGAACCAGUGGGCAAUGUCCCUGCCGGACUGGUGCAUUUGGACUUCGCUGUGACCGUUGCCAGCGUGGCCAGUGGGGAUUCCCUAGUUGCCGGCCGUGUGUCUGCAAUGGGCAUGCAGAUGAAUGCGACACUCACACAGGAGCUUGCCUGGGUUGCCGAGAUCACACGGGGGGUGACCACUGUGAAAGGUGCAUGGCUGGCUUCCACGGGGAUCCCCGGCUCCCCUAUGGGGGCCAGUGCCGGCCCUGUCCUUGCCCUGAAGGCCCUGGAAGCCAACGGCACUUUGCUACUUCUUGCCACCGUGACGGGCACUCCCAACAGAUCAGGUGCCACUGCCAGGCUGGGUACACAGGACCGCGGUGUGAUGCUUGUGCCCCUGGGCACUUUGGUGACCCAUCGAGGCCUGGUGGCCAGUGCCAGCCAUGUGAAUGCAGCGGAAACAUUGACCCCACGGAUCCUGAGGCCUGUGACCCACGCACGGGGCAGUGCCUGCGCUGUUUACACCACACAGAGGGGCCACAUUGUGCCCACUGCAAACCUGGCUUCCACGGGCAGGCUGCCCGGCAGAGCUGUCGCCGCUGCACCUGCAAUUUGCUGGGCACAGAUCCCCGGCAGUGUCCGUCCACUGACCAGUGUUACUGUGACCCAAACACUGGGCAGUGCCCAUGCCUCCCCAACGUCCAGGGCCCUAGCUGCGACCGCUGUGCCCCCAACUUUUGGAACCUUACCAGCGGCCAUGGCUGCCAACCUUGUGCCUGCCACUUAAGCCGGGCCAGAGGUCCUACCUGUAAUGAGUUUACAGGGCAGUGCCACUGCCUUCCUGGCUUUGGUGGGCGGACCUGUUCAGAGUGCCAAGAGCUUCACUGGGGAGAUCCCGGGCUGCAGUGUCGUGCUUGCGAUUGCGACCCUCGGGGAAUAGAUACGCCUCAGUGUCACCGCUCCACCGGCCACUGCAGCUGCCGCCCUGGCGUGUCUGGUGUGCGCUGUGACCAGUGUGCCCGUGGCUUCUCGGGUGUCUUUCCUGCCUGUUACCCCUGCCACGCAUGCUUCGGGGACUGGGACCGUGUAGUACAGGACCUGGCUGCUCGCACACGGCGGCUGCAGCAGCGGGCCCAGGAGCUACAGCAAACGGGUGUGCUGGGUGCCUUUGAGAGCAGCUUCUUGGACCUGCAGGAGAAGCUGGACACCGUGAAGACUAUUGUGGGUGCCCGCAAUGCCUCAGCUGCUUCUGCUGCACAACUUGUGGAGGCCACGGAAGAGCUACGGCGUGAAAUUGGGGAGGCCACUGAACACCUUACUCGGCUGGAGGCAGAGCUGACUGACGUGCAGGAUGAGAACUUCAAUGCUAAUCAUGCCCUGAGCGGUCUGGAGCGCGAUGGGCUUGCUUUGAAUCUCACUCUGCGGCAGCUUGACCAGCAUCUGGACCUGCUCAAACACUCAAACUUCCUGGGUGCUUAUGACAGCAUCCGCCAAGCCUAUGGCCAGUCUGCUGAGGCAGAGCGUCGUGCCAAUGCCUCGGCCCUGUUAGUGCCCAGUCCCGUGAGCAACUCGGCAGAUACCCGGCGAAGGACAGAAACACUGAUGGCAGCCCAGAGGGAAGACUUCAAUCGGAAAUACCUGGCUAACCAGCAAGCCCUGGGCGAGCUCUCUUCUCGCGCCCAGGCCCUGAGCCUAACCAGACUCAAUGAACUGGUGUGCGGAGCCCCCGGGGAUGCUCCCUGUUCUACAAGCCCCUGCGGGGGUGCAGGCUGUCGGGACGAGGAGGGGCAGCCCCGCUGUGGGGGCCUCGGCUGCAGUGGGGCAGCAGCCACGGCUGACUUGGCACUGAGCCGGGCCCGGCACACCCAAGCUGAGCUGCAGCGUGCACUGGUGGCAGGCGGUGGCAUUCUUAGCCAGGUGGCUGAGACCCGUCGGCAAGCUGGCGAGGCACAGCAGCGGGCCCAGGAAGCCCUGGACAAGGCUAAUGCCUCCAGGGGACGGGUGGAGCAAGCCAACCAGGAACUUCGAGAACUCAUCCAGAGUGUCAAGGACUUCCUCAGCCAGGAGGGGGCUGAUCCUGAUAGCAUUGAGAUGGUGGCCACACGGGUGCUGGAGCUCUCCAUCCCAGCUUCACCUGAGCAGAUCCAGCACCUGGCAGGUGCCAUCGCCGAGCGAGUCCGGAGCCUGGCAGAUGUGGACACGAUCCUGGCACGCACCAUGGGCGAUGUGCGUCGGGCUGAGCAACUACUGCAGGAUGCACAGCGGGCACGGAGCCGGGCUGAGAGUGAGAAACAGAAGGCUGAGACAGUGCAAGCGGCACUGGAGGAGGCUCAGCGGGCGCAGGGUGUUGCCCAGGGAGCCAUCCGGGGGGCAGUGGCUGACACACAGGACACACAGCAGACUCUGCACCAGGUACAAGAGAAGAUGGCAGGUACAGAGCAGGCAUUGAACUCUGCCGGUGAGCGGGCUCAGCAACUGGAUGCCCUGUUGGAGGCUCUGAAACUGAAAAGGGCAGGAAACAGCCUCGCUGCCUCGACAGCCGAAGAAACAGCUGGCAGUGCCCAGGGCCGGGCUCGGGAGGCUGAGCAGCUGCUGCAGGGCCCACUGGGUGACCAGUACCAGACAGUGAAGGCCCUGGCAGAGCGCAAGGCAGAGGGUGUGCUGGCCGCUCAGGCAAGGGCACAGCAACUACGGGACGAGGCCCAAGGCCUGCUGCAGGCUGCUCAGGACAAGCUGCAGCGGCUACAGGAACUGGAGGGAACCUACGAAGAGAACGAGCGGGCACUGGAGGGCAAGGCGGCCCAGCUAGAUGGGCUGGAAGCCAGAAUGCGCAGCGUGCUUCAAGCCAUCAACCUGCAGGUCCAGAUCUACAACACGUGCCAGUGACCCCUGUCCCCCACUCCACACACCUGUCUGCUCAUGCAUUACCCAAGAGCUCUCAUCUUGGCAGACCUUGGAAUAAACCAGUGUGAACCCCCA
Messenger RNA from Ochotona princeps (American pika), 5623 nucleotides. RefSeq names its product laminin subunit beta 2 (gene LAMB2). Gene Ontology annotation, cellular component: laminin trimer. The record is from RefSeq and is a predicted model, not a curated record. The coding region runs from base 131 to 5530 and encodes 1799 amino acids. NCBI's taxonomy places the organism in Eukaryota, Metazoa, Chordata, Mammalia, Lagomorpha, Ochotonidae. The transcript has 33 exons. Gene Ontology annotation, molecular function: integrin binding; extracellular matrix structural constituent. Gene Ontology annotation, biological process: substrate adhesion-dependent cell spreading; basement membrane assembly; cell migration.